AGUAUUAUAGAAAUGAAGGAAAUCGCAGGUGAUACCAUGUAGAAAAGUAAACGGUAAGAAAUGAAGGAAAUCGCAGGUGAAAUGGAAGGUUGCCAUCAAGCAUUCAGAUCUUAUGAAUCCACAAAAUUCAUCCAAAUCAAUCACCGCUCAGUCAAAAACCACAUCACUUUUCUUUGAGUUAAAGCAAGAAAGAGAACCAUCAGUUUCAGAAAUCAAGCAAGAAACUUUAUUCAUUUCAAUGGCAACACUAGUUUCAGGAUCAACGGGGAGUGACGUAUGGAAGGCGCAUUUGGGUAUGGCAUUGGUGCAGCUAUUCAAUGGUGGCUACCAUGUAAUUACCAAAGUAGCCCUUAAUGUUGGGGUUAACCAGUUAGUCUUUUGCCUCUACCGAGAUCUACUCGCCCUCUUUAUCCUUGCUCCCAUCGCUUAUAUUCGUGAAAAACGGACACGACCACCCAUUACUAAGGACAUCCUGAUAUCAUUCUUUUUCCUUGGAUUAACUGGGAUAUUCGGCAACCAACUUCUGUUUCUUCUUGGUUUAAGCUAUACAAAUCCAACUUAUGCUGCUGCCACACAGCCGGCCAUUCCAGUCUUUACAUUUUUGUUCGCUGUACUGAUGGGUACAGAAAGAGUGAACUUGCUCAGAUAUGAAGGUCUGGCAAAGGUUCUAGGAACUAUUAUCUGUGUUUCGGGUGCCAUAUUGAUGGUUUUGUUUCGCGGUCCAGCUGUAAUAGGAAAUACAGAAAUUGCUCAUUUAGCACAAAAUGAAAUUAGUGCGAGAGGUCAGCCUGAGCCAUCUGGAUGGUUUAUUGGUGGCUUACAGGGUCUUGGAUUCGACCAUUUUCAUCUUGGGGUUCUGUGCUUGAUAGGGAACUGUAUGUGUAUGGCUGCUUAUCUAGCCAUUCAGGCACCGGUAUUGAAAAAAUAUCCUUCAAACCUAUCUGUCACGGCAUAUUCAUACUUCUUUGGAGCUGUUCUGAUGGUGGUGGUGUCAUUUUUAGUGACUAACGAGUCAACUGAAUGGAGUCUGACAUCGGCUGAAAUACUUGCUGUUAUUUAUGCUGGAACUAUUGCAUCUGCUCUUAACUAUGGACUCAUUACAUGGUGCAAUAAGAUUUUAGGUCCAGCUUUGGUUGCCCUAUACAAUCCACUUCAACCCGGCUUUUCUGCCAUACUGUCUCAGAUAUUCCUCGGAAGUCCAGUUUACUUGGGAAGCAUCAUAGGUGGAUCGUUUAUCAUUGCUGGUCUAUAUACAGUUACUUGGGGAUCAUAUAGAGAAAGGCUAGCAGGAGUUGGAGUUACUCCUCAAGGUCCCGGGGAAACUGAACCACUUAUCCAUGAAAAAACUACAUAUCAGAUAGGUCACAUUUUUUCUGGACCCUCUAGUUUAUCUCCAAAGCUAUCCGAUUAAGGAAAUGAAUUACAAAAUACCAGUGCCUUGUGAAAAAAGUUUUGUCAUGGUUCUUCAAUUUGUUACUGCUGUUGAGCGAAUCCACGAACUAAUUUAGAAAAAGUUCAAAUAUUGUAAUUAAUAAUAAGGGUUUUGUUGUAAAAUUAAAAAUACUUUGAUUUAUAUUUGAAGGGUCUCUUUGUAGAUGCCCCAAAUACAAAACUAUAUAAAGUUCAAGCUGUCAGGUUAUAGAACCAUUUGAAGAUA
Messenger RNA from Lathyrus oleraceus (garden pea), 1657 nucleotides. RefSeq names its product WAT1-related protein At4g19185. Bases 113 to 1411 code for a protein of 432 amino acids. Gene Ontology annotation, molecular function: transmembrane transporter activity. The transcript is spliced from 8 exons. Gene Ontology annotation, cellular component: membrane. Lineage: Eukaryota; Viridiplantae; Streptophyta; Magnoliopsida; Fabales; Fabaceae. The record is from RefSeq and is a predicted model, not a curated record.